This is a messenger RNA of Lolium rigidum, 1563 nucleotides long. Its product is annotated as probable ADP-ribosylation factor GTPase-activating protein AGD9. The transcript is spliced from 7 exons. Gene Ontology annotation, biological process: COPI coating of Golgi vesicle. NCBI's taxonomy places the organism in Eukaryota, Viridiplantae, Streptophyta, Magnoliopsida, Poales, Poaceae. Gene Ontology annotation, molecular function: GTPase activator activity. Bases 85 to 1314 code for a protein of 409 amino acids. The record is from RefSeq and is a predicted model, not a curated record.
AGAUCUCUCUCUCUCUCUCCAGCACACACCCAGCUAACUCCUCCUCCUCCUGCCCGACUCCAUCUCUCCGCCGCCCGGGAAGCCAUGGCGUUCGACGCCUUCACCGACAAGACCGCCGUCUUCCGCCGCCUCAAGGCCAAGCCAGAGAACAAGAUGUGCUUCGACUGCAACGCCAAGAACCCCACCUGGGCCUCCGUCACCUACGGCAUCUUCCUCUGCCUCGACUGCUCCGCCUUCCACCGCAGCCUCGGCGUCCACAUCACAUUCGUCAGGUCAACGAACCUGGACUCAUGGACUCCCGAUCAGCUAAAGAUGAUGGCUUUCGGAGGCAACAACCGUGCGCACGUUUUCUUCAAGCAGCAUGGGUGGUCAGAGGGCGGCAAGGCCGAUUCAAAGUACACAUCGAGAGCUGCUGAACUGUACAGGGAGAUACUGCAAAAGGAAGUGAAGAAGAGUUCGGCUGUCAACGUCUUGCCAUCAUCACCUGUUGCGUCGUCUCAGCCAUCAAACCCAUCUGACGACUUCCCUGAUUUCAAGCUUGCUGAUGCACCAGAAGAGAAUACCAAUGGGAAGCAUGAGCCUGUGGUCGCUAACCCACCAAAAGAGCCAAAAGCCCCUGCUCAUCCCACUUAUGUCAGUUCUAUGAAGAAGCCCCUAGGUGCAAAGAAGCUUGGUGCCAAGACUGGAGGACUUGGUGUAAAAAAGCUAACUACAAAGACAAAUGAAAGCUUGUAUGACCAGAAACCUGAAGAGCCAAAACCUGCUUUGCCAACAAUGACUGCUGCUGCUACAGCUGCUGCAAAAAGUGGCCCAUCCCAUUCACGUUUUGAGUAUGUGGAGAAUGAGAAAUCAACUGAUUCAAAAACUGGAGGAUCUAACAUGAGUGGUCAUGUAGCAGCACCGAAAACCUCAAAUUUCUUUCAAGAGUAUGGAAUGGAUAAUGGGUUCCAAAGAAAAACAAACUCGGCGGCCUCAAAGGCUCAGAUAGAGGAGUCAGACGAAGCAAGGAAGAAAUUCACUAAUGCAAAAGCAAUUUCAUCAUCGCAAUUUUUCGGUAAUACCGAUAGAGAACAGAAAGAGGCCCAACAAUCUCUUCAAAAGUUCUCGGGUUCUUCAUCCAUUUCAAGUGCUGAUCUUUUUGGCCGCGAUGCUAAUGAUUCUGAUCUAGACGUAAGUGCUGCGGACCUCAUCAACAGAAUAUCUUUCCAGGCAUCUCAAGAUUUAUCAUCCCUCAAGAACAUUGCUGGAGAGACUGGAAAGAAGCUCACAUCACUAGCCUCCAAUUUCAUCACAGAUCUCGAUAGAAUCCUUUGAGAUGGUGAUGAGUAGACACCCUUCCUACCUGGACAAAAUCACUGCUUUUCCAGCUGUCUCAAAGCAUUGUUUUCAUAGCUCUGUAGAGGGCAAUAGAUUUGAAUGGUCGCCAUUGUUCAAACCUUGUCCGCAUGAAAAUAUUGUUAAUUCUUUUUCAUGGCCAUAGUGAAAAACGCACGAUUUUGUAUCUAUUACAGUUUGAUGUAUCUUCGAAGAGAUAUUCUUAUUUGAUGUGACUAUGAACUCAAA